CCGAGGGGCGCGUGGCGGCUCCGCCUUUGUUGUGCUGUGACCUCCAAUGACCUCAGGAGCUGUAGGGAGGACGCUGGGAGACCCCGGAGGCCGGGAAAUGGACUUGAUAAUCUUUGAGGAUGUGGCUGUGAACUUCACCCAGGAAGAGUGGGCUCUGCUGGAUCCUUCCCAGAAGAAGCUCUACAAAGAUGUGAUGCUGGAAACCUUCAGGAGCCUGGCUGCUGUAGGAGUAAAAUGGGAAGACCAGAACAUUGAAGAUGAAUGUACAAAUCACAAGAGAAAUCUAAGAACUCAAAUGAUGGAGAGACUCUGUGAACAAGAAGAAGGGAGCCAGUGUAGAGAACCCUUCAGCUUUACUCCAGAGCCUCUUGUGAACCAGAAAACUCAUCCAGAAGUAACACCCCAUUACAGCCGCAUGGGUGUAGAAGUUCUCGUUGGUCAGUCAUCCUUUAAGAGGCACAUCACAUCCGACUCUGAACAUGGGCUACUUGAGUAUCAGGGAUAUAGAGAAAAACUCUAUGAACGUGAACGACAUGAUAAAGCCUUUAGGUGGCCUGAUUGCAUUAAGAAUUAUGAAAAGAGUCACCCUGGGGAGAAACUCUAUGAAUGUAAACAGUGUGGGAAAGCCUUCAAGAGUUUCAGUUCUGUUCAGAUACAUGAAAGAGUGCACAAUGGAGUGAAACCUUACAGAUGUAAGCAAUGUGGGAAAGCCUUCAGUUGUUCCAGUUAUAUUCGAAUACAUGAAAGAACUCACACUGGAGAGAAGCCCUAUGAGUGUAAGCAAUGUGGGAAGACAUUCACUUAUCUCCAGAGUGUUCGAAGACACAUGAUAAUGCACAGUGGAGAUGGACCAUAUAAGUGUGAAGUGUGUGGGAAAACAUUUCAUUAUCCCAGUUUAUUUCGUAUUCAUGAAAGGACUCACAGUGGAGAGAAACCCUAUGAAUGUAAGCAGUGUGGGAAGGCCUUUAAGUGCUCCAGUUCUAUUCGCAAUCAUGAAACCACGCACACUGGAGAGAAACCCUAUGAGUGUAAGCAGUGUGGGAAAGCCUUCAGUUGUCCCAGCUACAUUCGGAUGCAUGUGAGAACACAUGCUGGGGAGAAGCCCUAUGAAUGUAAGGAAUGUGGGAAAAUAUUCACUUGUCUCAAAAGUGUUCGAAGACACAUGGUAACACACAGUGGAGACAGGCCUUAUAAGUGUAAGCAAUGUGGGAAAGCUUUCAGCAGUUCUAGUUAUGUGAAAAUUCAUGAAAGAACACACACUGGGGAGAAGCCCUACGAAUGUAAGCAGUGUGGGAAAGCCUUAAGUAGUUCCAAUUCCUUUAGACGACAUGAAAGAACUCACACUGGAGAGAAACCUUACGAAUGUAUUGAAUGUGGGAAGGCCUUCAAUUGUUCCAGUUAUAUUCACAUACAUGAAAGAACUCACACUGGAGAAAAACCCUAUGAAUGUAAGCAGUGUAUGAAAGCCUUCACUUCUUCCAGUGCAGUUAGAAAACAUGAAAAGACUCACUCUGGACAGAAACCCUAUGUAUGUCAGCAAUGUGGGAAAGGCUUCAGGGAUUAUAGUUCCAUCCAAAAACAUGAAAGGAUUCACAGUGGAUAGAAACCCUGUGGAUGUAAGAUAUGUAGAAAAGCUUUCCGUUCUCUGAGUAAUGUUCGAAGACAUGAACAAACACACUGUGGACAGAAACCCUAUGUAUAUAAACAAUGUGGCAAAGCCUUUUGUGUGCCCAGUUCCUUCAGAAAACAUGAAAAAUCUCACACUGCAGAGAAACCCUGUGUAUGUAAAUAUUGUGGGAAAGCCUUCACUGAUUAGAGUUCCUUCCAAAGACAUAACAGAAUUCACACUGGAGAGAAACCCUUUAUGUGUAAGCAAUGUGAGAAAGCCUCAGCCAGAGAAGGAUCUCAUCAGACACAUGAAAAGACUCACUCUGGAAAGAAACCCUAUGUAUGUAAGCAAUGUGGGAAGCACAUUAGUUCUUACCAUUACCUUCAAAUACAUGAAAGAGCUCACAGUGGAGAGAAACCCUGUGUAUGUACACAAUGUGGCAAAGCCUACUGUACUCCCAGUUCCCUCAGGAUACAUGGAUGGACUCACACUGGAGAGAAACCCUGUAAGUGUAAGCAGUGUGGGAAAGCCUUCUCUGAUCCUAGUUCUCUCAGGUAUCAUAAAAUGAGUCACCAUGAAGAGAAAUCCUAUAAAUGUAAGCAAUGUGGGAAAGCCUUUAGUCAUUCCUGUAGUCUUCAUGUACAUGAAAGAAUUCACACCAAAGAGAAACCCUACGUAUGUAAGCAAUGUGGGAAAGCCUUCAGUUAUUCCAGUUACAUUCGCAUACAUAGAAGGAUUCACACUGGAGAGAAACCCUGUGAAUGUAAGCAGUGUGGAAAAGCCUUCUCUCAUCCCAGUUCCCUCAGGAAACAUAAAUGGACUCACACUGAAGAGAAACCUUAUGAAUGUAAACAAUGUGGGAAAGCCUACACUCAUCUCAGUUCCCUCAGGCAUCAUGAAAAGACUCACACUGGAGAGAAACCCUAUGAAUGUAAGCAGUGUGGGAAAGCCUUCAGUUCUUACACAAACAUUCAAGUACAUGAAAGGAUUCACAGUGGAGAGAAACCCUAUACAUGUAAUCAGUGUGGGAAAGCUUUCAUUUCUUCCAGUUCCCUCAGAAAACAUUGUAGGACUCACAGUGGAGAGAAACCCUAUUUAUGUAAGCAAUGUGGGAAAGCCUUUCGUUCUUACAAUUAUUUUCGAAUGCACGAAAGAAACCAUAGUGGAGAUAAAGCCUAUGUGUGUCAACAAUGUGGGAAAGCCUUUAGUUCCUCCACUUAUGUUCAAAUACAUGAAAGAUCUCACAGUGGAGAGAAAUCCUGUGUGUGUAAUCAAUGUGGGAAAGCAUUCUAUCAUCCCAUUUCUCUCAGAAAACAUGAAAGGGCUCACACUGCAGAGAAACUCUAUAAGUGUAAGCAGUGUGGGAAAGCCUUCAGUAAUUCUAGUGGUGUUAGAAGACAUGAAAAGAUUCACACUGGAGAGAAGCCCUAUGUAUGUAAGCAAUGUGGGAAAGCCUUCACUUUUUUAAGUGGUGUUAGGAAACAUGAAGCGACUCACACUGGAGUGAAGCCCUAUGUAUGUAAGCAAUGUGGUAGGGGUUUUUGGAAUCACAGUUACAUGCAAAACCAUGAAAAGAUUCACAGUGGAGAGAAGUCCUAUGUCUGUAAGGAAUGUGGGAAAGCCUAUAGUUCUUCUAGUUACCUUCAAAUACAUGAAAGAACUCACAGUGGAGGGAACCCAUGCAUAUGUAUACAAUGUGGCAAAGCCUACUCAACUCCCAGUUCCCUCAGGGACCAUAAAAAGAUUCACAGUGGAGAGAAACCUUAUGAAUGUAAGCAAUGUGGGAAAACCUUUAGUUCUUCUAAGUAUCUUAAAAUACAUGAGAAAACUCAUACUGGGCAGAAACCGUAUGAAUGUAAGCAAUGUGGGAAAGCCUUUCGUCUUUCCAAGUACCUUCAAGUACAUGAAAGGAGUCACACUGGAGAGAAACCCUAUGAAUGUAAGCAGUGUGGGAAAGCCUUCAGUUCUUCCAGUUACCUUCAUAUCCAUGAAAGAGCUCACAAUGGUGAAAAACCGUAUGAGUGUAGGGAAUGUGGAAAAGCCUUUAGUUGUUCCAAUUACCUUCACAUACAUGAAAAUAUUCACAGUGGAGAGAAAUCUUACAUGUGUAAUCAGUGUGGAAAAGCUUUCAUUUAUCGCAAUUCCCUAAGGAGACAUUAUAGAACACACAGUAAAUAG
This is a messenger RNA of Castor canadensis (American beaver), 3787 nucleotides long. RefSeq lists its product as uncharacterized. The record is from RefSeq and is a predicted model, not a curated record. Gene Ontology annotation, cellular component: nucleus. Lineage: Eukaryota; Metazoa; Chordata; Mammalia; Rodentia; Castoridae. Gene Ontology annotation, biological process: regulation of transcription by RNA polymerase II. Gene Ontology annotation, molecular function: DNA-binding transcription factor activity, RNA polymerase II-specific; RNA polymerase II transcription regulatory region sequence-specific DNA binding.